This is a messenger RNA of Cyanistes caeruleus (blue tit), 2643 nucleotides long. The record is from RefSeq and is a predicted model, not a curated record. NCBI's taxonomy places the organism in Eukaryota, Metazoa, Chordata, Aves, Passeriformes, Paridae.
UAUCUGUUAUGUAAAGAGGAAAUGCUGUUACUAAAAGAUCUGACAAGCACCUGGUUGUCUUCUGUAAAAAGUUGCCCUCCAGAAACUUAAUAAUUCCUUGAUUGUUUGCUGUGUCCUACACUUACCACAGGAUCUGCGCAGCUAGGGCAUUUACAGCACGAGCGGUUUAUCUUGUCCAAAACCAGCAUUAUGUAACCUUCCCCUGUUGUUCCUUCCAUGGCUUUUGGUCUAGAAUGUGCUUCCCUGUCGUUUGUAAAUGUUCUUACCAUGCCAGAGCGAGCAGCCAUCCAGAGAAUUUAAGUGUGAAUGUUUGGUUUUAGGCACACGAAGCCUCCCAUCACCAACAGCAGGCAGCACAGAACAGUUUGUUGCCUCUCCUGAGCUCUGCUGUUGAGCCGCCCGAUCAGAAGCCGAUUCUGCCCUUACCAAUAACGCAGAAACCUCAGCCUGCACCAGAAACAUUAAAGGAUGCUAUUGUUGGGAUUAAAAAGGAAAAACCUAAAACCUCCUUUGUGUGCACUUACUGCAGCAAAGCUUUCAGGGACAGCUACCAUUUGAGACGUCACGAGUCCUGCCACACAGGGAUAAAGUUAGUGUCACGGCCAAAGAAAACUCCCACCACAAUGGUGCCCCUUAUCUCGACCAUCGCUGGUGACAACAGCCGGAGUUCACUGGUUUCGACUAUCGCAGGCAUCCUGUCCACAGUCACUACGUCUUCCUCUGCCACCAACCCCAGCAGCAGCGCCGGCGCCACGGCCAUGGCGGUGACGCAGACGGUGAAGAAGCCCAGCAAGCCCGUGAAGAAGAACCACGCUUGUGAGAUGUGUGGAAAGGCCUUCAGGGACGUCUACCACCUCAACCGGCACAAGCUGUCCCACUCCGACGAGAAACCCUUCGAAUGUCCCAUUUGCAAUCAGCGCUUCAAGAGAAAGGAUCGCAUGACCUACCACGUGAGGUCUCACGAAGGUGGCAUCACGAAACCCUACACCUGUGGUGUUUGUGGAAAAGGCUUCUCAAGGCCUGAUCAUUUAAGCUGUCACGUUAAACAUGUUCACUCAACAGAGAGACCCUUCAAAUGCCAAACGUGCACUGCUGCCUUUGCCACCAAAGACAGACUGCGGACACACAUGGUGCGCCAUGAAGGAAAGGUAUCGUGUAAUAUCUGUGGUAAACUUCUGAGUGCAGCAUAUAUCACCAGCCACUUAAAGACACACGGGCAGAGCCAAAGUAUCAACUGUAAUACCUGUAAACAAGGCAUCAAUAAAACAUGCAUGAGUGAAGAGACCAGCAACCAGAAACAGCAACAGCAGCAGCAACAACAGCAACAACAACAACAACAACAGCAGCAGCAGCAGCAGCAACAGCAACAGCAACAACAGCAGCAGCAGCAGCAACAGCAGCAGCAGCAGCAACACGUAACAAGUUGGCCUGGAAAGCAGGUAGAGACCCUGAGAUUGUGGGAAGAGGCCGUCAAAGCGAGGAAGAAAGGUAAAACAAACCAAUAUUGACACAUUUGGGUUUGUGAGAUAGGGGAGGUUACAGUCAGACAGGGAAUUGAAGAUGUCAGGAAGGAUGUCUUACAUGACAGUUUCAUUCUUAGAAGUCAUAGCUAAGAGAGAGCAGGAGGAAACAGCCCCCAGAUUAAUUAGGCUGUGUUAAAUGACCUGCUCAUGACUUGCUCCCUUGCUCUCUGUGCUUUCCCAUGUCCUUAGAGUCUUCAGUUACAGAGGGGAGCUUGUGUCUGCUCCAGGGCAGGAGUGUGGGCUUUGACUUGCAUGUGGCUUCUAGCUGUGUUUGUGCUUAUUUACCCUGUUCACUUGUGCGUACACACACACACACACACACCCCCCCUCUGUUCUUGCACCUUGUAUGCUUUCUGUGUCCCCCAGUUUAUUCCAUCUGCUCUAUCAUCAUGUAACUGUCUUUGCAUGAAGUUUUCUAGACCUCAGAGAACUUUUUUUCUCUUUCUCUGUUGCUUUUUUUCAUUACAAAAUGAGGUAAUCAGUGAUCCUGUUCCUCCAUCAGUGCUGGCUCACAGCUUACCUCACCUGUGCUGCUGUAAUUGAAGUGGAAUUGCUGUUGUUGGUCACUGUGUCAGCUGGUAGAGAACAGAUUGCUUCCAUUUAGUGUUUUAGGAUACAGUAGUCAAAAUUCUCCCAUUACUGCUGUUUACUUGAUUCACAGUAGUUAGAUUAUUAAUGCCCAUCAUGUGACUUCAUGGAUUACAUGUUUUAGAAGUUCUUAAUGACCACUGCUUAUUGUUUUUCAAUGGUUGUUUUUAGGAAUGUUUUUGACUCACCUUAUUUUUUUCUUUUCUCUCAACCUUCCUUUCAGUUUCUUCAAUCUGUUUUUGUUUUCUAGGUUCUUGUUUGUGUUUUAGGCUGCUUGCUUCCUUUCCAAUUGUUAUGCCAGUAAUUGAAUUCUGUCAUCAGACAGUACAGAAAUAGCUUAUUCACAUCUAAAUGUAGUGAUAACAGAAACAUUACAUAUCAUCAGGCCACUAAAUAGAUAAAGCAAAUUAUGAUGGAUUUAGAAAAUCACUGAGAAUUAUUUUCUGCUUGUUCUUUCGUAUGUCUUGUUUCCUUUUCCUUUCUUAUUGAGAAUUUUGAAUAUACUUUUACAGAACAGUGGUUUGGGGCAGGA